This is a messenger RNA of Durio zibethinus, 2576 nucleotides long. NCBI's taxonomy places the organism in Eukaryota, Viridiplantae, Streptophyta, Magnoliopsida, Malvales, Malvaceae. The record is from RefSeq and is a predicted model, not a curated record.
GAAUUUAGUCGUAUCAUAAGAAUUUAGAUAAGAUUUACAGUAAAGAAGAUUGGCUUAAAAAUGUUUGAAAUCAAAGCUUAUAACUUUAAAAAAAAAAAAGUUUGAAACUUAUCCGAUUAAAACCAAAAUUGGAAGGAGGAGAAUUUUGACAUGAUUGUUUAAGGAAUAAACAACAAUAAUGUAAUAAAAUCUCCAUUUUUUUUAAUCCAAGGUUUGGAAUCUAACCAGAAGCAUCCGUCAAAGAUUCAUAAUUGACAUUUUUGUUAUAGUAUACUAUUAUUUGUAAAAUUUCCAACACCAGAUGAGAUCAAGGUUUUGUCUCAACGUAUUGUCUGUUUUCCAACUUGGGAUAUUCAAACAGAAGGACAAGACAAAUCAAGUUUCUCACAUUAAAAAAGUGACCCAAAGCUCUGAACUUUCCAGGAAAGUGAAGCUGUUAAAGUCACUACCUGAAAUAUCACAUUGUAGUAAUAAAGAAAGGAUACGAUAGAAGAAGAUUUUUUUUUCUUUGGUAAGAAUGACAGAAGAAGAUUGAUUAGCCUAAUGGUUGCCCUGGGGUUCCAGGAAGUUACUAUGCCAUGGAAUACAGAUGAAUACAAUCAUGGGCCAUGGAAAACUGCUUGCUCCUUCCAUCAGGACCAGGGGCGGUCUAAAAGCUAAAAGCUAAAAAAUCCAACUUGAAAAUGUAGGGUCGCCAAUUGUCCUCCAAGUACUAUUAUCUAUUAAAAAAGGUUUUUUUUUUUUUUUUGAGAAAAGAAAGGUUUCAUUUUUCAAUAGUUUUCAAUAGUUUAUGUACUUGACAGUACUGCCAUACGUUGAAAGCUACAAGGACAGAAGAAGCUGUGAAAGCUGUUGGAGAGAAGCUAAGCCACUGUCAUAAAGAAUCCAACGCCUGGCAAAACAUGGAAAUCCCGUGCAAGGCUUAUCUUCUCUGACGUGACUCCGUACAAUCUCAAGAGAGAGAGAGAAGAGCAGUACAAAACAUCGUCCCACCGUUAAUGCAUUUCUUCCCACCUUCCUGUAAAACACACGCCUGAUCGCGCGCUCGCGCACACACAAACACUCGCUCUCUCUCCCUCUCUCUCUCUAAAAAAAGUUGAAGAGGGAGGUUUGGUUUCAUGGGGAUUUGCUUAAGUGCCACAAUCAAAGCUGAGAGCCCUAGUAUCACAGGGCUGAGUUCAAAGUAUGUUAGCAAUGAUGGGAAAGAUGUGAGCAAUACAAGCAGCAUCGCCUCAUCAGUUUCAGUGCCUCCAACACCUCGGAGUGAGGGUGAGAUCUUAGAGUCCCCCAAUUUGAAAAGUUUCAGUUUUGCUGAUCUCAAAAUGGCAACCAGGAAUUUUCGUCCGGAUAGUGUGCUUGGAGUACGUGGCUUUGGCUCAGUUUUUAAGGGACGGAUUGAUGAAAAUUCAUUUACUGCUGCCAAGCCUGGAACUGGCAUAGUUAUUGCUGUGAAAAGGCUUAACCAGGAAGGGUUUCAAGGUCACAAGGAGUGGCUGGCUGUGGUGAAUUAUCUGGGACAGCUUUAUCAUCCUCAUCUUGUGAAGUUGAUUGGAUAUUGUUUGGAGGAUGAACACCGUCUGUUGGUGUAUGAAUUCAUGCCUCGUGGCAGCUUGGAGAAUCAUUUAUUCAGGAGAGGUUCUUAUUUCCAGCCUCUUUCUUGGAGCCUUCGCUUGAAGGUUGCCCUUGGUGCUGCAAAGGGGCUUACCUUUCUUCACAAUGCUGAAACAAAAGUGAUAUAUCGAGACUUUAAGACUUCAAACAUCUUGCUUGAUUCAAACUACAAUGCAAAGCUUUGUGAUUUUGGGUUGGCCAAAGAUGGGCCAACAGGUGACCAGAGCCAUGUUUCUACCAGGGUCAUGAGGACCUACGGAUAUGCUGCUCCAGAGUAUCUAGCCACAGGUCAUCUUACUGCCAGGAGUGAUGUCUACAGUUUUGGAGUUGUGCUACUAGAGAUGUUAUCUGGCCGCAGAGCAGUUGACAAGAAUCGACCGACUGGAGAACAUAACCUGGUGGAAUGGGCCAAACCUUACCUGGCCAACAAACGUAAAAUGUUCCGUGUCCUAGAUAACCGCCUUGAAGGCCAGUAUUCAAUGGAAGGAGCCUAUAACGCUGCUACCCUUGCUUUGCGAUGCCUGUCCACCGAAGCCAAGUUCAGACCAAGCAUGAAUGAGGUUGUAACAGCAUUAGAGCAGCUCCAGGAUUCCAGUGAAUCUGGGAGUAAUCAGAGCAAUACGAGCAGCACAUCCCUGAUAUGUGGGCGAAGUGCAGAUGAUGCUAGUGGUGGAAGGAGUACUGCUGCAUACCCUGGGCCAUCUGCUUCCCCUCAUUGUUCCUGAGAAUGGAAUCAAGGCACUCAACAAAAGCUGCUUUCCAAUGGAAGUGUAUGCAGGAGGUGGUUUGGUAACAAUCUCUGGAACUCAGGCAUUCACUUUUGUAUACCCUGUGAUUGUACAGUUCUUGUUUUAGCUGAUGUACUCAAAACCAAUCUUCCCUUGACACAAUUGCAAGUUCAAACCCAUAACAAGGGGAAUGUAUGCAAUGCAGUAUUUCUUUUGAGAUUACCAAGUAUUUGUAAC